Molecule: messenger RNA, 3288 nt
Organism: Struthio camelus australis
Lineage: Eukaryota; Metazoa; Chordata; Aves; Struthioniformes; Struthionidae
Source: RefSeq, a predicted model, not a curated record
GCUGUGCAUGCAUCUUUAAGCCAGGAAAGCAAUCUAGACAGUACAAAUGGGGAAGAAACUGCUUGAUAGGUGUCGGUACCUGGCCGUCCAACUGUCUCCAGCCAUCCCCGUGUUUGCAGCAGUUCUCUUCUUGUUUGCCAUGGCCACACUCCUGCGAACAAGCUUCAGUGAUCCUGGGGUGAUCCCAAGAGCCCUGCCUGAUGAAGCAGCCUUCAUCGAAAUGGAGAUUGAGGCCACCAAUGGGACUGUGCCACAGGGUCAGCGCCCGCCCCCACGGAUUAAAAACUUCCAGAUCAACAACCAGAUAGUGAAGCUGAAGUAUUGUUACACAUGUAAGAUCUUCCGUCCGCCCCGUGCCUCUCACUGCAGCAUCUGCGACAACUGUGUGGAGCGCUUUGACCAUCACUGUCCCUGGGUGGGCAACUGCGUGGGGAAGAGGAACUACCGCUAUUUCUACCUCUUCAUCCUCUCGCUCUCGCUCCUCACCAUCUACAUCUUCACCUUCAACAUAGUCUAUGUGGCACUGAAAUCUCUGAAGAUUGGGUUCCUGAACACGUUGAAGGAAACCCCAGGGACUGUCCUGGAGGUGCUAAUCUGUUUCUUCACCCUGUGGUCAGUGGUGGGGUUAACUGGGUUCCACACCUUCCUGGUGGCACUAAACCAGACAACCAACGAAGAUAUUAAGGGGUCAUGGACUGGGAAGAACCGUGUGCAGAAUCCCUACAGCCAUGGCAACAUAGUGAAGAACUGCUGUGAGGUUCUGUGUGGACCUCUGCCCCCCAGUGUCUUAGACAGACGGGGCAUCUUGCAGCAAGAGGAGAGCACGGCUCAGGAGGAGACGUGCACGCGGGGGCCUGGUGCUCAGGAGUCCGCUGCUGCUCAGGGCCCCUGUGGGCAGCCAGAAGAGAGCAGUGCUCAGCAGAAUGAUGGCAGCCUUCUUCAUCCGAGUGCUGUCCCUGUGCCAUCCCUGAGCAAUACUGAGAUGCCAGAGGAGAAGCAGCUGCCGGCUGGGGAGCUCCCAAUCCCAUCCCAGGACACUGGGCAAGCAGAGCACUAGCCUCUGUUUGAAAGGGAGAACUUUCUUGUUUUGUCUAAUCAAAGCUGGAAGUGAUUGAGGAGAGGAGGAGAUGGGCUGGAUGGCAGGCAAGCGAUUCCUCAUGGCCAUUUUGCUUUAGUUGUUAUUCACCUCGAUUCGUAGGCAAGUGCGAGCUGGUGCUGGCCCUGCAUGGUGUCAAAGGAUAAGUGUGAGUAGCCCAUGUUGAUCAUUAAGGGGCACUCACCACCACUGAAGCUGGUCUCCCUGCAGGUCGAGGCAGGACCUCUUGCUCUGCAGGUUGUCCUCAGUGCUAAAAGCCAGCUCCGGUGGCCUGGUCUGUCCCUCCGUCUGGCCCCGACCCUCUGACCAGAUGACUUGUGGCUGAGCAGCUCAGAAGCGACAGUGGGGUUGGCCUGCUCCCUGCUGCUGAGGAAUCCUGGUGGGAAGGGGAAAGCAAUUAUGGCAGUAACGUCCUCUCUCCCCUCCUCCCUCCUUCCUCUAAUUUGUGGCAUUGUUUUAUUGGUUAACGUGGCAGGGGUUGUCAGGAGACAUUUUGGUGCCAAAAGGGCCAAAACGACUGGGGAGGUGUUCUACUGACAACACUUUUUAAGGUAGCUUCCUUCCCGUACUCCCUCUUUUAAUGUGACUUAGCAGGUGCGAGAGCAGUCAUGGCGUGGAGCCUCCCUCCCAUCUUUUCUCUGGGGCUUGUGUGUAACUGAGAGCUCAGGAGAAGGAGGGGGGCAGCCCGCCUUCCUGCUGCCACCCUGUGCCUGCCACAGGACGGUUAUGCGAGGGCUGUGUUGAGCAGAAGGGGAGGGUCUGCCUGUGUCACUCACUCUCUUACCAGGUGCAGGGCAGAAUUUGUUCCUGGGUGCCAGCUCCGAGCCCAGGUGCUCCCUCCCCCUUCUCUGCAAGGUUGUGGCACACCGGUCAGCCCCUACUCUGUGGAAGCUCAGCCCUGAUUCCUACCUCCUCUCCUCUCUUCCCCUUGUUUCUCAGCCAUCCUUGACUGGCUUUCAGGGUUUUGAAUCUUCUCUAGGCCUUGCUGGCUGCUCUGGGACUAGCUGUUCGAUGUCAGCCAUCUGUACCUCCCCAGGAGAGAAAGGAGAUGCUGGGGCCAAGCAAUGGUGGGAAACUUCUGCCCUGUGGCAGGGAUUCCCUUCCAUUGCGGCAUUCCCAGUCCUGGGCCUAUUGAUGCCUCUGGCGGUUGGGCUGGGGUGGCUUUGUGUCUGAGUGGCGAAGCAAGCUCUUCCCCACAAUGAUUAGAGGUGGAAGAAAAAUCAUUUUUUGUACUGGCGUUCUUCCAUUCCCUGCCUUGUGGGGCCAGUUCUUCUGUGUCCUUGCAGCCAUGAAGGGAGUGAGUGACAAACAGGCUGUCACAGGAGGGCCUUGUCAGGGCAGUCCUGCUUGUUUCUCUGGGAUGCUUCUGCCUCCAUCGCAGGAGACCUGUUCCUCCCUUCCUGGCCUCACACUUUAAAUCACUUUCUACUCCAAGCCGCUGUCUUGAAAGAGGAGGGGGAGCCUGUGGACCCUCUGGAGCCCUCUGUUUGCCUCCCAACUCAUCCCUCUUUCCUAGCCCCUUGCAGUGUUGACCUGCACCUUGCCGGGUAGCGGGUGAAAUGGUGUUAAUGUGGCCAUUGGUGCUGCCCUCUCUCCCUGUCCUGCUUUACAGGAGUGCUGAGGACUUGCCUCUUUGGUGAGAGGUCAGAGCUGCUGCCCUGGGGUUGGCCGGCUAAUUUCCACCUGGCUUGGCCCUGCUUCUGGCGUGAACUGCUCCCCACAGGCUUCUACCUGGGAAAGAACCGCUGCUGUCCCACCUUGAGCAGGGCUGAAACUGCUCCACUUUCCAGCCAUUGCCAACCUUCAGCCAGAUGGUCAGACCCGUCCUGUCCCUCCUGGCAAGGCACAAGCCAGGUUUGGAGUCCUGGGGCUAGCACCACCACCUGCUGCUGGCCCUGGGGUGCUGUGCCCUGCCCCAGGGUGUGCCCCUCCAUGUUGGGCUCCGAGGUGGGAGCCACCCCCACCUCUCACAUCUGCCCCAACACGCUACUGACCAAAUCUCAAACUUGUUGCGAAAAAAUGUAUUUUUCAGUUUUACUAAUCUAUUUUCUAACGCAAUGUGUCGAGUGCUGCCUGUUGGGGCAGUCGCAGAUGCUGCCUGCACCUGUGGUUCCUGUCUGCUCUGUUCAGGUUCUCUGUGAAGGAAGUUUGGGUGGGGGAGGUGGGGGAGUUGUUUUGGGGCUUUUUUUUUU